GCAGCUGCCCCGCCCCGGGGGAGGGCGGACGGGCCGGCCCCGGACCGGCAGGAAGCGGAAAGUGCCGCCUUGACCUUCCUCCUCCUUCUGUCUCUCCUCCUCCUCCUCCUUCUGUUCCUCCAGCCCUGCGGCCGCCGGGCACGGAGCAUGGCGGUGCGGCGGCUCCUGCGGGCAGCAGCCCCGCGGCUCUACAGCACCGUCCCGGCCCCGGCGGCAGCGGCCCGGCCCCGCGCUGUGGAUGACAAGCUGCUGACCGAGCCUCUCAGCCACCCCGACUUCUUCAACGUGAAGGAGCUCUUCUCCCUGAAAGAUCUCUUUGAUGCUCGCGUGCACCUGGGGCACAAAAAGGGAUGUCGGCAUAGGUUCAUGGAGCCCUACAUCUUUGGCUGCCGCCUGGAUCAGGACAUCAUCGACCUGGAUCAAACAAUGCAGCAUCUCCAGCUGGCCCUCAACUUCACCGCCCACGUCGCCUACCGCAAGGGCAUCAUCCUCUUCAUCAGCCGCAAGCGCCAGUUCUGCCACCUGGUCGAGACCACAGCGCGGGAGUGCGGGGAGUACGCCCACACCCGCUACUGGCAGGGCGGCCUGCUCACCAAUGCACACAUCCAGUUCGGCUCCGGCGUCCGCCUGCCUGACCUCAUCAUCUUCCUCAGCAGCCUCAACAACGUCUUCGAGCCCCACGUGGCCAUCCGGGAUGCUGCCAAGAUGAACAUCCCCACGGUGGGGGUGGUGGACACGAACUGCAACCCCUGCUUGAUCACCUACCCCAUCCCUGGGAACGACGACAGCCCCAGUGCCAUGGAGCUCUACUGCAAGCUCUUCAGGAUGACCAUCAUCCGCGCCAAGGACCAGAGGAAGCAGAACGAGGUCUUUGAUGAGCUGCGGAGCAAAGCAGAGGGCAGUUAGGGCCCUGGGGACAGGCCGUGCUGCAGGACUGGCCCAGCACCCGCAGCACCUGCUUUGGGCAGAGCUGGGCUGGUUGUGGAAGGGACCCCCCAACUCUGCCGUUCUGCUGAGAUCCCGUGAUGGUCACAGCUGCUCUGGGUCUCUGACGCCAACAAAAUUGUCUGGAGCGAUGCAAAGGGAGAUGGAACCAGGGCAGACCCAGCUCCUGUUCUUGUGUUUGUCCCUGUUGCAAGGAGGAGCCUCUGUCGUGUGGCCUUCCUGUUCCUGAGCUUGUGAUCUCACUUGAAAGCGCUUGUAUCUCAUGCCUUUUCCUAACACAACAAAUAAAGGCCCCUGUGAUCCUU
Messenger RNA from Columba livia (rock pigeon), 1250 nucleotides. RefSeq names its product mitochondrial ribosomal protein S2 (gene MRPS2). Gene Ontology annotation, cellular component: mitochondrial small ribosomal subunit; ribosome. Gene Ontology annotation, biological process: translation. Bases 148 to 906 code for a protein of 252 amino acids. The transcript is spliced from 4 exons. Lineage: Eukaryota; Metazoa; Chordata; Aves; Columbiformes; Columbidae. Gene Ontology annotation, molecular function: structural constituent of ribosome. The record is from RefSeq and is a predicted model, not a curated record.